Aspergillus glaucus CBS 516.65 is the source of this 684-nucleotide messenger RNA. RefSeq lists its product as uncharacterized. The transcript has a single exon. The record is from RefSeq and is a predicted model, not a curated record. NCBI's taxonomy places the organism in Eukaryota, Fungi, Ascomycota, Eurotiomycetes, Eurotiales, Aspergillaceae. The coding region runs from base 42 to 506 and encodes 154 amino acids.
AGAUAUCCCCGCCACAGAACAAAGCCGUCCGAGCACAGCGAAUGCCCCAACUCCAGACGAAUCUCCCGACCCAUCCUCCUCCUCCUGUUCCGACUCCGUAUCAACGGAAUCAUCAGACGUCGGAAGACGAGAAACCACCUGAGAAAAUAAAGACCGAAAGCCCCCAUUCAUCCUCAAUCCCAAUAGACCUAACAUCAGAGCCGUCUCCGGAGGUUAGCGGUGUGGCUGCAUCAUCUCGCGAAACCGAAGUCGUCUUCAAAUUCAUCUCCGAACAGCCCGAUAUGGCAUGCCUCAUCCCCAUGGCGGAGUGCAAUGAUAGAAAGACCCUUUUCACUAAGACCCAGAAGUUCUUCCAGGUUUUGGAUAAGGAUGUUGAAGUUAGCAUGCUGUCAUGCCGGCUUCCUUCGCAGCAGGAGCAGCGGUACUUGUUUGAGGGUAGUGAUGGGCAGUUUGAGUUGCUUGCCAAGGAUAUACGUGCGUUGAGUAGGGGGCAGGUCAGAGAUUGACUGUUGAUGUUAGGUGUGUAGCGUAGUUGUACUACUUAGGGUGGUUUGUGUGGGCACCGGCUGGGUUAAGGGUCUGGGGUCGUCGUUUUGUAUUGGGUUCGAGGAGGGAAGCAUUAGAGUGCUUGUCUGUUUGGGCUGUAUAUGUUUCUUGUACGAAUAGAUAUAUAUACAUGGCAAG